Molecule: messenger RNA, 528 nt
Organism: Theileria orientalis strain Shintoku
Lineage: Eukaryota; Apicomplexa; Aconoidasida; Piroplasmida; Theileriidae
Exons: 4
Coding region: 1-528 (175 amino acids)
Source: RefSeq, a predicted model, not a curated record
AUGAAUAUAUUUUCGUUUAUUCUUUGUUUGUCUGAUGUUUUAACUUUCAAUAGUAGUUCACAUACCAAUCCUCUUGUUGGUAAACCUGUUAACAAUGAUGAUACUCUAAAUUUUCCAUCAUCGUUGACCUAUAAGCUAGAAAAUGUGUACACCCUACCCACCAUUGAAGAUAAUUUGUUCCAUAAAAUACCAGAUUUAUCUUCAGAUGAAGUAGAAUCUGAGAAGAAACUAGAGGAGAUAAAUGAAUCCAUUAAAAAUGGAGCAAUAGAAGAUCCUUUGACUAAGGCUAAAUUAUUCCAGAACGAAGAGGAUGAACAGCCAGAAGUCGAAGUAAAGGAAGUUUCUCUGGACAGUUCAGGAGAAAACUAUAAAGAGGGCGUUGAGUCUACGUCGCAGGACAUGAACGACAUAUCUAAAAGUCUGGAAUCAGACGGAGUGGCUGGAAAAGAUUUGGAUGAUGUCCAACUUAGGGAUAAUUUGCUCAACAAAAUCAUGAAGUCACAACAUCGCGACAACUUGGGGGCCUAA